Messenger RNA from Medicago truncatula (barrel medic), 1368 nucleotides. Its product is annotated as leukocyte receptor cluster member 1 homolog. The record is from RefSeq and is a predicted model, not a curated record. The transcript is spliced from 2 exons. NCBI's taxonomy places the organism in Eukaryota, Viridiplantae, Streptophyta, Magnoliopsida, Fabales, Fabaceae. The coding region runs from base 209 to 1006 and encodes 265 amino acids.
AAAUAAUCACUAUUUUCUCAUUAGAGGCCAUCAUCUUGUUCCUUCAUCAAGUUAGGGUUCGCAGAGCUUUCACUGAUACACAACAUAUAUCGGAAAUUCGUCCCUUUUCAAUCCAUCUACUACAAAAUCGAAAUCGAAACUCUUCGCUCUUCAAAUUUCCCAAUCCAUUCGUUCCCGUAUUAGGUGCAAAUCGUAAAAUAAUCAAAAAAUGGGUGGCCAUGGCGGUUUGAAUAUCCUCCCUCAAAAACGCUGGAACGUUUACAAUUUCGAUAACAGAGAAAAAGUCCGCAAAGAUGAAGAAGCCGCCGCCAAAGAAGAACAGCUCAAACGCGAACAAUCUCGUAAACGUGACACGGAAGUCCGUCUUGAACAACUCCGUGUCGCUAAAGGUUUAGCACCGACAAUUCCGCCACCUGAAUCCGAACCUGAAGCCAAACCUAAAUCAGAAGCUAACCCUGAAAUUGAAGCCGAAGCCGGUGAUUUAGGUCAUAUUAAUCUUUUUAAAGGAAUUAAGAUUUUUGAUCCAAUUCGAGUACCGAAAAGAGAGAUUGUUGAUGAAAAGGAGGAAUUGAAGAAGAAUUAUAAGAAGUUGAAGAUGAGGAAAGAGCCUGGAGAGACGGUUCGUGCUGUUGGACCAGAAGAUGAGAAAUAUAAAUUAGGUUAUGGUGUUGCUGGGAAAGGGGUUGAAUUGCCUUGGUAUGUUCAAAAGAAGAAAUUCAAUCAUCAUGAUGAUGUUGGUGGUGGUGGAAAUGGUGGUGGUGAUAGGAAGGGUGAGAAAAGGAAGAAGACAUUGGAGGAGUUGAGGGAAGAGAGAUUGAAAAGGGAGAAGAAAGAGAAGGAGAGGGAGAGGGCCUUGAGGCGGCAUCCAAUGGAACAAAGUCGUCGAGAUGCUGUUGCAAGUGAUAGAUACUACAGCAUAUUCUACGACUUUACAGGAGAUGAUCGAGUAGGGUUCUGCACUGAGAUCUCCCAAGAUUUUCCCUUCCUCACAUGGAAAUCCUGCUAGCUUCACUCUUGAGAAACCUAUAGCAAAUUGUCGCAAGCAUUUUCACCCAAGCUUCCUCUGGUUCUUCAGAAUAUUGUGACCUUGUGAAAUACAGGAUCGGCUUGAGUGCUGGAUGAGUCUGCCUCAGUUCAUAACUUUGAUUUAAGUCUUUAUAAUAUUAUGGUCUAUCAAAUGCUUUACCUAAUGAAAAUGAAGAGUUAAUUUUCAUUUUUUUAACUUGUUAUUUCUGGUUUGGAGUUUCUUAAAGCUUGUACCGGGAGAAUUGAAUACUGAACAAAGUUUUAAUCGUUGCCUUGUACAUAAAAAAAUCAUUUUUAUUAGACUUUGUUGAUACAAAUGCUUUAAAUACAAUGCAUUAACGA